UGUGCAGGUAAAUUUACAGAAUAUUUCGUAAGGACUUCAAUAUAAAUAUAAAGUUUUCCUCUCUUGUUCUUUUUGGGUUGUGUUUGACUAAGAAGAAAAAAGGGCAGUAUUGCAAAUUUCAGUUGAACCAGAUUGAAUUACAAAUCCAUGAAGAUUCUCCAUUGAGCUUUUCAAUGUCACACUGUGAACAACAACAAAAAGCAGCUAUGGCAUCCAAAAAGAAGCUGCUUCUCAUCGAUGUGGACUGUGGCACAGAUGAUGCUCAGGCUAUUAUGAUGGCAAUAGCUGCUCCCAACAUUCAUAUUUUAGGGAUCACAUGUGUGGAAGGCAACACCUCAUUGAACAACGUCUGUAAAAAUGUUCUUCGUGUUCUCAAGCUGUGCAACCGUCUUGAUAUCCCUGUUUUUCGAGGAGCAGGCAAACCAAUCCUUGGAGAAGCUAUUCAUGCAUCUGAUUUUCAUGGUUCAGAUGGUCUUGGGGAUGUCCCUGAUCCAAAUGCUCCAGGACUCGACCUGAUUCAGAAAGAAUAUGCUGUUGAUGCCCUUAAAAGAAUUGUAUCAAAACACCCCGAACAAAUUUCAUUGAUUGCUACGGGACCACUCACCAACUUGGCUCUGGCUGUAAGGACAGAUUCAACCUUCCCUCAGAAACUUAAAGCGUUGUUUAUAAUGGGGGGAAACAUGGAAUCCAGAGGAAAUACUACAGCUUGUGGGGAGUUUAACUUCCUUGCAGAUCCUGAAGCUGCCUACGUUGUUCUGAAUGAGUUCACGUGUAAAACUUACAUCGCCACCUGGGAACAUACAUGUUAUUACAAACUCCCAUGGGAAUGGUAUGAUCAAUGGGUUAGUAGAGGAACGAAGAAAGCAGACUUUAUAAAGAAGAUCUAUGCCCACAGUUUGCAGUACUCCAGAAAUAAUGAAAAGGAGAUAAAGGCUUUGGUUGGCGGACCUGGAUUUGUUUCCUGUGACUCCUAUGCUAUGGCGGCUGCCAUUGAUGAGUCCACAGUUACCAAUGUCAUUGAGUGUGGAGUAACAGUGGAAAUGUGUGGAAAGUUUACUCGUGGGAUGAUGGUGCUGGAUUUGAUUGAUAGCUUAAAGAAACAGAAUAAGGCCCUUAUCAUGAAUGGUUGUGAUAUGGAGAAGUUUAAGGCUCUGAUGGAGGCAUCUGUCAAGUAAAACGCCAUGUUAUGUAAUAUAUGAAUUAAAUAAUGCAAAUAAUAAGAAAGGUAAACUGUAAUAUUUUCACAAAACACCAUAUAACAGAAAUAAAAAAUCUUUACAACUUC
Molecule: messenger RNA, 1285 nt
Organism: Xenopus tropicalis (tropical clawed frog)
Lineage: Eukaryota; Metazoa; Chordata; Amphibia; Anura; Pipidae
Source: RefSeq, a predicted model, not a curated record